Molecule: messenger RNA, 1464 nt
Organism: Colletotrichum aenigma
Lineage: Eukaryota; Fungi; Ascomycota; Sordariomycetes; Glomerellales; Glomerellaceae
Exons: 2
Coding region: 1-1464 (487 amino acids)
Source: RefSeq, a predicted model, not a curated record
AUGCCAACCUCGCCGCCGUACCUGCGCGGCUACCCGGCCGAGCAAAGACGUGACGCCUGGCUACAGUGGGCAUUUGAAAACAUUAGCCCAGUCUUUGAGCGCUUCCCCGGAGAACGCGCUUACGUCGUUUUCCAGUUGGAAAAUCUCGAGUGGAUAGGAAACUGCGGCCUUCCUCCCGCCAACAGCGACUCGGACGCCUGGUGUCGCCUCAAGCAAACCUGGGGUCCCUCAGAGCCGCCUCCCAAGGGAACCAUUCCCUCAGUGGCUGACUGCGAGGUCGUGCGUCUUUUGAACAAGGGCUACGUUCACGAGUACAUCGAGCUGAACCUGAGGAAGCACGGCUGGGAUCCCUACAAGUGCUGCGAUCCCUCUGUCAAAGUCGAGCAGAAGAGACUCAACGCUCCUUCCCCGGCGAAACCUUCUUCCUCGGCGGCGGCGACUCCUGCUUCGACUGGUAAGCCGUCUGGAAGCACGUUCGGCGGAGAGAAGGACUUUGGUGGACAGGGUUGUCUCUUCGGGCAGCCCGAAACCCCAAGCCUGAAUAAAUCAACAGCCUUCAACACGUCUGUCUCUGAAUGGGGGGUUUCUGGAAUUCAGAAUGCUAGAGGAGGCUCCGCCGAGAAUCAAACGAAGCAUGAUGCCUCUCCUGGACGUCAAACCGGCAACCCAAUGGUCGGGAAACACAACACUCCGCCUCGAGGGGUACCUUCGUCUUCCAAGCCUGUUGUCAGCAGCGGGAUUCCCGUCGAUGGCAGCAAAGGUAGUGUUGGCGCCCGUGUCAUCACGAACCCACCGCGUGCAGAUAAUCCGUCCAAUGCUGUCCAGGAUCCUGCCCCAUCAUGCGAUGAGCUGGGAGGAGACUCAUUUGGAAGACAUCCCCGCGGUGUUCCUCUGGCAAACGACUCGACUCCGCAGAAUGUGAAACGGAACCUCCAGCCUCAUAACAGCCAGUCGCGGCCGGUGGCCGAGAAGGAUAGUAAGACACAGUCUCCAGCCAGCGCGAAUCUUCAAGCAACAGUCACACCGAAGGAAGAGCACCUUCAUGCGAAUGAUGAUCUACACAAGAACAAUAUCGAGAGAAUGUCGGCCAAACUUUUCAAGAGUUCUCGCCCAACUCUGCAUGCUUACCUCCGUGACGAGAUUGAGGCCAUGUCGAAAACCGUUGUGGGCAACAUGAGAAAGCGCACUGUUGAGGUGCUCGGCCGUCAAUCAAACUCUCAUCUCGGAUUCGCUACUCUUCGAGACGUCGAAGACCUUACGCUCGUAAUGAUGGAAGCUGAGAUAAACUCGGUGAGGAAAGCUGCCUUGGAACAGAUUGACAAGCUCAACAAGCAGGGCUCAGAUGUCCCGAUCAAGCGCGAAGCUAGCGAGUUCGAGGAAGAAGGAGUCGCUGAACAUGCUCGAGAAGCCAAGCGCCAGCGCACCUCCAACAGUGCCAACUCGCAGGAUUGUGUUCAGUCAUGA